AUGGCCAAAGCCCUGGCAUUUUUCAUCCUCUUAGUGAGUUCAUUCAAUGUGUUUGCACAAGAGCUUGAUUCUCUUCCACAUCCUCCUCUUCAUCCCCCAGUAGCAGCUCCACCUUACUACCACCACCCUAAGCCUCCCUCUACUACUCCAGCCCCUGUUCACCCUCCAACCCACCCACCUGCUCACCCACCACAUCACAACCACCACCACCACCACCACCCUCCGGCCCCUACUCCUGCUCCGGUUAAGCCUCCUGUUCACCCUCCAACACCAGCUCCAGCUAAGCCUCCAACCCAUCACUAUACUCCUCCUACACAUGCCCCAGUUAAGCCCCCUACUCAUCCGCAUUACCCUCCUGCCCCUGUUCAUCCACCUGCACACCCUCCAGUGCAUCCCUUCCCUAGAAGCUUUGUAGCAGUUGAAGGUGUUGUUUUCAACAAGUCUUGCAAAUAUGCUGGUCUUGACACCCUCUUGGGAGCCACUCCUGUUCUUGGUGCCGUUGUAAAGCUGGAAUGCAACAACACCAGGUAUCCGUUGGUCCAAACAGUCAAGACUGAUAAGAACGGCUAUUUCUACCUGCAAGCCCCUAAGAGCAUUACCACUUUUGGAGCUCACAAGUGCAAGGUGUUUUUGGUCACUUCACCCACUGGCCUUAAGCCCUCUAAUUUCCAUGAUGGUGUUACUGGUGCUCUCCUCAAGCCUGAGAAGCCCUUUGUUUAUCACAAGCUUCCUUUCUUGCUCUACAGUGUUGGUCCUCUUGCAUUUGAACCCCAAUGCCCACACUAAAAAUAUUUAUUUUAAGUUAUAUAGAGCUCUGUUA
Molecule: messenger RNA, 820 nt
Organism: Gastrolobium bilobum
Lineage: Eukaryota; Viridiplantae; Streptophyta; Magnoliopsida; Fabales; Fabaceae
Product: non-classical arabinogalactan protein 31-like
Exons: 2
Coding region: 1-786 (261 amino acids)
Source: RefSeq, a predicted model, not a curated record